AUGGAUGUUCGACCCGACGACGUAUCAAAGGCGUUUGACAAAGUUCCAUCUUUUGGAAUCCCUGUUGGCUUAUGCAAAUGGAUCUCCGAUUUUCAUGUUGGACGAUCAAUAAGAGUAGUCCUCGAUGGCUUCACUUCAAGUCAGCAACCGAUUAAAGCUGGCGUCCCUCAGGGAUCGGUGCUGUCUUCAACACUAUUUCUACUGCACAUCAACGAUCUGCUCAAAGCCGGUACCUUUGGGUAUGCAGAUGACACAACAGUCACAGCCAAAUAUCUAUCCAUGGCAAAAGCCAGCAAGCGUGAGGUCAAGUCUUGUCAUGAGUUCCUUAUUAAACGCUUAAAUUUGGCUCUUCAGGAUGUCUCUGAUUGGGGCGAUGCCAAUCUGUUCCAAUUUAACGUGUCCAAAACACAAGUCCAUUUCGUAUGGCUCCAAUAUUCCGAGAUGCGGUCGGUGGGCCGCGGCGAGGUGCUGGUGUCGCUGUGCUGGCAGCCGGCCGCCGCGCGCCUCACCGUGGUACUGCUCAAGGCGCGCAACCUGCCCAAGAUGGACGUCACCGGACUCGCUGACCC
Messenger RNA from Ostrinia furnacalis (Asian corn borer), 569 nucleotides. RefSeq lists its product as uncharacterized. The record is from RefSeq and is a predicted model, not a curated record. The transcript has 2 exons. NCBI's taxonomy places the organism in Eukaryota, Metazoa, Arthropoda, Insecta, Lepidoptera, Crambidae. The annotation marks the transcript as partial.